Molecule: messenger RNA, 2635 nt
Organism: Suricata suricatta (meerkat)
Lineage: Eukaryota; Metazoa; Chordata; Mammalia; Carnivora; Herpestidae
Gene: SLC30A4
Product: solute carrier family 30 member 4
Exons: 8
Coding region: 166-1452 (428 amino acids)
Biological process (GO): zinc ion transmembrane transport; response to zinc ion
Cellular component (GO): plasma membrane
Molecular function (GO): zinc ion transmembrane transporter activity
Source: RefSeq, a predicted model, not a curated record
CCUCUGCGCCCGGGGAGGCGACAGUGCUGCACCGGAGGCCAGGGCUUCCUUGAUGGGGAGGGACGCGCGGCAGUGCCCCCGGGAACUGGCGCUCCGGUGAAGUAGGAGCUGCCGGCCGGCCGCCCGCACAGAGCCGUACCGCGCCGCGGCCCCUCAGCCUCUGCCAUGGCCGGAUCCGGCGCGUGGAAGCGCCUUAAAUCCCUGCUGCGGAAGGACGAUGCGCCGCUGUUUUUAAAUGACACCAGCGCCUUCGACUUCUCGGACGAGGCGGGGGACGAGGGCCUCUCUCGGUUUAACAAACUUCGGGUUGUGGUGGCCGAUGACGGUUCCGAAAUCCCAGAAAGGCCCGUUAACGGGGCGCACCCGGCCCUGCAGGCCGACGACGAUUCCUUACUGGACCAGGACUUACCUUUGACCCACAGUCAGCUGAGUCUGAAAGUGGACCCGUGUGACAACUGCAGCAGACAGCGAGAGUUCCUGAAGCAGAGAAAGGUGAAAACCAGGCUGACCGUUGCGGCCGUGCUUUACUUGCUUUUCAUGAUUGGAGAACUUGUAGGCGGAUACAUUGCAAAUAGCCUAGCAAUCAUGACAGAUGCACUUCAUAUGUUAACUGACCUAAGUGCUAUCAUACUGACCCUGCUUGCUUUGUGGCUGUCCUCAAAAUCUCCAACCAAAAGAUUCACCUUUGGAUUUCAUCGCUUAGAGGUUUUAUCAGCUAUGAUCAGUGUGCUGUUGGUGUAUAUACUUAUGGGAUUCCUCCUAUAUGAAGCUGUCCAAAGAACCAUCCAUAUGAAAUAUGAAAUAAAUGGGGAUAUAAUGCUCAUCACUGCUGCUGUUGGAGUUGCUGUUAAUGUAAUAAUGGGGUUUCUGUUGAACCAGUCUGGUCACCACGCCCAUUCCCACUCUCUGCCUUCAAAUUCUCCUACCGUAGGUUCUGGGUGCAGACACAGCCACGGGCAGGAUAGCCUGGCAGUGAGAGCCGCAUUCGUACACGCCUUGGGGGAUUUGGUACAGAGUGUUGGUGUACUAAUAGCUGCAUACAUCAUAAGGUUCAAGCCAGAAUACAAGAUUGCCGAUCCCAUCUGUACAUAUGUAUUUUCAUUACUUGUGGCUUUUACAACAUUUCGCAUCAUAUGGGACACAAUAGUUAUAAUACUAGAAGGCGUGCCAAGCCAUUUGAAUAUAGACUACAUCAAAGAAGCCUUGCUGAAAAUAGAAGAUGUCUAUUCAGUGGAAGAUUUAAACAUCUGGUCUCUCACUUCGGGAAAACCUACUGCAAUAGUACACAUCCAGCUAAUUCCUGGAAGUUCAUCUAAAUGGGAGGAAGUACAGGCCAAAGCAAAGCACGUAUUAUUGAACACGUUUGGCAUGUAUAAAUGUGCUGUUCAGCUUCAGAGUUACAGGCAAGAAGUGGACAGAACUUGUGCACAUUGUCAGAGUUCCAGUUCCUAAUUUCAUGUGUCUUGAGGACCACUGCCUUAUUUAUCCUGCAGUCACAGAGCUGAGAGCAAUAAGUGUGCACACCUGCAAGAGAAAAUGGGUCCCUGACAGCUGUGUCCCCAUCCAGCACCCGUCUCUCAAAAUAGUCACUCCAGCCUGACAGUGCUCGUUUCUGUUUAAAGGCAAAGUGAGACUUCACCAGGAUUUUCAGAUGAAGAUGUUUCCAAAACACUAUUUACAGAAUGAGACUUGACUACAGAUACCUCAGAGAAGACAAUCCAAGACCACACUUUGGUAAUUACGACUGAGUACAUGUGUUAAAGGAAGCAUCAAGAAUUCAGUAUUUGCAUUUAAAAAUCCUUUUUAAAGACCAUUUUUUAUCAAGCCAGUGGUGGAAAGCUGAAUAUUUUUAUUGUGUAGUCUUGACAACCAGCUUCUGGAAUUUGACAUCCAGCUAUGUUUUUACAGAAAUUAUUUCUCAACAGAUUUCAGAGAAUAUUAGGAAUUAUCCAGAUAGUGGAAUAAGCAUGUAUUCCUACGUGUUUCAGAAAUGUUUUAUUUCACAAAUAAUGUUAUUGUUAUAGUUAUACAUUAUAAACAGCUUUUUCCAGAUGUUACAGGGUUUUGAAGCUCAGAGUUAUCAUUUUGGUUAUUUGUAAUCUUAAUCAGAACCAAAUCUUUACAUGUUGUGGUUGUCAAUGUCAUUAGGAAUAUUUAGGAAAUAUUUUCAAUACUAUUCUGAAUGGCAGAAGUUAAUCUUAUUCUAUGGCAAUUUAAAAGACAGGAGUGAGGAUGGAGUAUGGAAUGUCAGAUUUAGGUGUUCCUGCAGUCAUGUUUAUUAUUCAUGAAAUUAUCUUAAGAGCAGGAGACUGCAAAAUGUAGUCAGUGAUCCUCUGUCCUUGUGAGAACUGAAAGUGUGCUUGGUACCUUGCUUCCUGCCUCCAUGCCAGUUAGUCUGUGCCUUUUCAGGGAAAAACUCUGGAGGGCUAAGAUUCAAUUUGUAAUGCCUAUCUUUCCCAUGCCCAUGUAGAUUAACGGCAUUCCUCCAGAGAGAAAUUUGUUUGAUGAUAUGGGUUAGGGAUUCUCCACUGACUCCAGAAACCCUAAGAUAUAAUUUUGAGGUUUUCCAAUAAUACCAUAGCAGAAAUGCCCACAGAGAUCGUGAGAAGACAUUAAAAAAGAAAGAAAACGUCAA